Onychostruthus taczanowskii (white-rumped snowfinch) is the source of this 2157-nucleotide messenger RNA. RefSeq names its product solute carrier family 50 member 1 (gene SLC50A1). The transcript has 5 exons. The record is from RefSeq and is a predicted model, not a curated record. Gene Ontology annotation, molecular function: sugar transmembrane transporter activity. NCBI's taxonomy places the organism in Eukaryota, Metazoa, Chordata, Aves, Passeriformes, Passeridae. Gene Ontology annotation, cellular component: membrane. Gene Ontology annotation, biological process: carbohydrate transport. The coding region runs from base 361 to 1194 and encodes 277 amino acids.
GGGGCGGCGGGGGGCAAAGGGGGGACCCCAGGGCUGGUUUUGGGGUGCAGAGGGGGGGCUUGGGGAGGGGAUUUGUGGGUGCAGUGGGGCCAUAGGGGAUGAGGAUGCAAUGAGGACCCCAGGGUUGGUUUUGGGGUGCAGUGGGGGCCUUGGGGAGAGGGAUUUGUGGGUGCAGUGAAGACCCCAGGGCUGGUUUUGGGGUGCAGUGGGGGCCUUGGGGAGGAUUGGGGGUGCAAUAGUGAGGGCACCAGAGGCAUUUUGGGGGCUGCAGUGGAGGCCAUGGAGGGAUAUUUGGGGGUAAAUUAGGGAGGGUGUUAAGGCCAGUUUGGGGGUGCAGUGGGGAGGGCAGUAGGGGGUGUAAUGGGGACCAGUUUGGGGGUGCAAUGGAGGCCAUGGGGGGGGUGCAAUGAGGAGGGUCGGGGGGGCACCAGGGUCACUUUGGGGGUGCAGUGGGGCAUGGAUGGCUGGUGCAGAAGGGGUGGUGUGAGUCCUGUUUUGGGGGUGCAGGGGGAGGGGAGUGGGGGCUGCAGUGCCUGCUGGCUGCAGAGACUGGAGCCCCCCAACCCCAGCACUGCCGGGCACCCAGGAGUGCUGCCCUCCGCCCUCCCCAGGUCCGACCUGCGCCAGAUAUUGGCAACCAAGAGUGUGGAGAACAUCCAGUUCCUGCCCUUCCUCACCACCGAUGCCAACAACCUGAGCUGGCUGGGCUAUGGCUGCCUGAAGGGGGACGGGACAGUGAUCACCGUCAACGCCAUCGGGGCAGCUCUGCAGACCCUCUACAUCCUGGUGUAUCUCUACUACAGCCCUGCCAAGCGCCCCGUGCUGCUGCAGGUCCUGCUGCUCCUGGCUGUGGUGGUCACUGGCUGUGGCUACUUCACCAUCCUGGUUGACACGGGGACACGCCUGACACACCUGGGGCUCUUCUGCAGUGUCUUCACCAUCAGCAUGUACCUCUCACCGCUGGCUGACCUGGCCAAGGUUGUCCGGAGCAAGUCAACGCGGUGCCUGUCCUUCCCCCUGACCGUCACCACCCUUGUGGCCUCCAGCAGCUGGACACUCUAUGGCCUGCAGCUCCGUGAUCCCUACAUCACAGUCCCCAACGUGCCAGGGAUCGUCACCAGCCUCGUGCGGUUCUGGCUCUUCCAGCGGUACAGGCCAGAGCAGGACAAGCCCUACAGCGCCCUGCCCGCCUGAGGGGGCCCCUCAGGAGCACCCCAACUCUGGCCUGGGCUGGCCCCACCGCUGUCCCCUCGGCCACUCCCAGUGGGACACCAGGAAGGACCUCCUGCCUCCAGCUCUGCAUCCUUCAGUGAAGGCCCAGGAGCUCUCAGCAAAUCCUUUGGGGUACCACAAGCCCCUCAAACCCCAGGGUGGGAGGAAAGUUUUCCGUGCCUAUGGCCCUGCCUGGCAGCAGGAUUUUGAGGGGCAGGGCUUUUGAGUGGCUUCCAGGGGUCCACGUGUCACUUUUGUAUGGAUUCAAGUGCCUUUUAAUAAAUCACAGACUUCCCAGUGCCUGCUUCUUGUACCUCCCUCCUGCUGCAGUGCAUGGUACAGCUCUUGGCCCUGCAGCUGCUUUGGGAGCUCCUUGUGGCCAACCAGGGGGGCUGCUUAUGGCCAAACAGGGGCUACUUUUUUGGGGGGGCUCAUUCUGACAUUCUGACACACCCUGGGCUCUGGCAAACCCUCAACAGACAUCAGCCCUGGUGUUGGGGCCACGAGGGGACCCCAGGGAAGCCAGCACAGCUCUGAGCACCCUGAGGGAGCCUCCCAUCACAGUGUGGGGGUAAAAGUCUGUGUAAAUGAUGAGCAGCCACCAUGGCAGGACCUGGGAAUCGAUGGGAAUCCUUGCUAAACCCCUGUGGAUCGAGCAGGCCUGGAUCAAGCAUCAAUGCUCUGUCAAUUAACCAAUUAACAGCAAUGUGGAAUGAAGAUAUCAGGCUGUGCUUCAGUGGAGGGGCCAAAUCACACAGCAGACACCAGAGCCUUGCAGAAAGAGGCCCCUACCCCAUGUGGGACCCCCCCAGGACCGAGGAGCCUCAUCCCACACUCCCCCCAUGAGGAGACCCCAGGCAAGCCAGCACUGCUCUGAGCAUCUUGAGGGAACCUCCCAUCAGUGUGGGGGUAAAAGUCUGUGAACUGAUGAGCAGCCACCAUGGG